Dentiscutata erythropus is the source of this 816-nucleotide messenger RNA. Lineage: Eukaryota; Fungi; Glomeromycota; Glomeromycetes; Diversisporales; Gigasporaceae. The record is from the annotation of a GenBank genome assembly.
AUGCGUUCUCAUCAUAUUGACCUUAAACCUAAAAAACAUCACUCAUCGAAAACGAAUCAUCAUCAUUCACAUUCACAAAAUCGAUUUAUAACCGGUAACGUUCUUAAUACUGAUCCCCACCUUGGUGCAACAAAUGGUUCUGGCUUCGUUCCAAAUUUAUCCUCAAAGAAAACUACGAGCGAACGAGACUUUGAACGAAUAAGACUAAAGCAAGAACAGGAACGUCGUUAUAAACUUUGUGCUGAACAUGAAAAAUCAUUAAGAGAAAGGACCAAUCGACAAUCUUCUUUAAAACAAAGUCAAAAUAACGAUGCUUUGAAAAAAUUUUACGAAAAUAAAGCCAGAGAAUUUGGAUUAAUGAAUUGUACUAGAAAUCAACAAUCUUCAAAGGCUCCUUCUUUUUCUAAAAAUUUACCUGAAAAUUCUGAACCAUCACUACAAAUAAGAUCGACCCCUAAAAAAAAUGAUUCAAGGAGUGCUCGUGAUUUAGUUGAAAGAAUAAAAUCUGGGUAUAAGAUUGUGAAGUUUAUUAAAUAUCAUAUUACAAGACUAAAAACUCAACGAAUCCUUUCAAAACUCUGCAAACUUCGAACGUUUGAGAAUCAUCUCAUAUCUCUCAAGUCCACUAAUAAUAAUGAUAUAAAUUCCCUCAAAGAUCCUAUUCUCAAAAUUUUAGAACAAUUGGACCAAAUAAGUAGUGGUGAUUCGGAAGUUGUUAUUGCAAGAAAAAAUCAAAUUGUAAAAAUGGCUCAAAAUAUGAUGGGUUCGCUGAAUGAAAAAUGUUUAAAUAUUAAUUAUUCGUUAGAUGUUUAUUAA